AUGGCCUCCGCUCACAGCCCCGCCGGAGCUCUCCUGCUGCUCACCUGCGCCAGCCUGAUCGCCGCCAUGGGCCUCCCGGAGCCCGCCGCGCCCGGGGGUAACCAGGCACAUCCGCGGCUGCCCGGGAACGAGCUGCCCACCUCGCCUGCCGACAGCCUACCGGAGCCAACCAUGGCGCACGCACACAGUGUGGAUCCCCGGGAUGCCUGGAUGCUCUUCGUUAGGCAGAGUGACAAGGGCAUCAACAGUAAGAGGAGGAGCAGGACCAAGGCCAGGAGGCUGAAGCUUGGCCUGCCAGGACCCCCAGGGCCACCAGGUCCUCAGGGCCCCCCAGGCCCUCUUAUCCCAUCUGAAGUUCUUCUGAAGGAGUUCCAGCUAUUGCUGAAAGGUGCAGUGCUGAAGAGGGAGAGCUCGGAGCCCAAGCACUGCACCAGCGACUUCACCACACCAGCCUCGGGCAGCCCCUCCCCGGUCCCGCCCACCCAGGAGCAUGACCACAACCAGGACCCAGGUGCCCUGUUGGCGGUGCUGGCUGCGGCCCUGGCCCAGGGCGCAAGGGCACCACACGUAGAGGCCGCGUUCCACUGUCGCCUGCGCCGGGAUGCACAAGUGGAGCGGCGCGUGCUUCAUGAGCUCGGAGUCUACUACCUGCCCAACGUCGAGGGAGCCUUCAGCAGAGGCCCAGGCUUGAACCUGACCAGUGGCCAGUACACCGCACCAGUGUCUGGCUUCUAUGCUCUCGCCGCCACUCUGCACGUGGCGCUCACAGAGCAGCCGCGAAGAGGACCGCCAAGACCUCGGGACCGUCUGCGGCUGCUGAUCUGCAUCCAGUCUCUUUGUCAGCACAAUGCCUCCCUGGAGACCGUCAUGGGGAUGGAGCACAGCAGCGAGGUCUUCACCAUCUCAGUGAAUGGUGUCCUGUAUCUGCAGACAGGACAUUACACCUCCGUCUUCUUGGACAAUGCCAGCGGCUCCUCCCUCACGGUACGCAGCGGCUCCCACUUCAGUGCCAUCCUCCUGGGCCUGUGAGGGCUGCUGUGGGGGCUCUUACCCUCACCAAGCACAGUGGUCUGAUUUCUACAGUGUCAAAUGACAAUGGCUCUGUGCAAGAGAAAGCCCACUGGACCUCUACACUGGGCACUGCAUGACCUCUCAGCACAGCGACCCUGCACAUUCCUGAUGAGGUAAUGGAAGGAAGCAGGCUCUCCCAAAACCAACAGCAAAUUGUGGGUAUCAUAAGCCCCAGCUUGGCUCUUCUGGGACCAUUUUGCAUAUUUGGUAGCACUUGCUGUACCCCCAGCUGCAGAGCUGGCACCCUUGUGUCUCCAUACAGCCUCAAAUUCCUUCCUGUGGCCCAGCAUCUUCAGUACUUUGUAUGGAAAUAUAGCUAGGCCACUACCUGGAACAGGUACCUGUACAAGACAGGCUAUGGGGAAAUGAUUGUAGGUCCUUAGUGCUUAGUAGGGGGGCCCAGGCCUUCUUGGACUACACACCCUGUCUACAGAUUCCUGGGUCCAUAUACAGCCACUGUUACAUGCCUCUGCCUGCAGUGUAACCUCAAGGACCUAGGGACUCAGGCCAGUGAGCCUGGGCCUGGCAGCAGUUUCUACUUCUAGGGUAAGCAAGAUGAAUUACAGGCCCCUUAGUGGGUACCCUAAACAUAUGUGAUCUGUACUUCUCUGCCAUCCCUUUCAUAGACAAGCCAUCUUCACCCCUACAAAGGCUACCCUUCCCCAACCCUUCUGAAGCUCUGGCUCACAAGCAUCCCUCCUGAGACCCACUCCUGCUGCAGAGCGUGGUCUGGCUGAGCGGGUGGUCUGGUGGUGAAGAAGCUAGUUGAGGACUCUUCCCAUGAGAAGGUGCAGGGCUGCCUUCCAGCUUGUCUCAAUGCAGUCUCAUUUCUAACAAAAUGUGGGACUGCCCCACACAGGCAGUGGAGAGGACUGGGACCUCCGAGGUCCCAUAGCUUGCUGAUGAAGAGCUAACACCAGCAUAUCCAUCCCCACCAGAUGCUUCGGUAUCUCUUGGCCUAGCAAGAGUGUUCAAGCCUGGGAUGAGGGGCAAGAGAGUAGUAAUUACCAGUCGUUUCGUCUUUUAGCUGACCUCAGGAUGAGGUUACUACAUCAACCCUAAUGCCCUUCUAUAAUCAGACUUCUCCCCUGAAGCAGGCUGCCAACACACAACAAGGGAAUGGAGGGCUCUGUCCAUGAGCGGGCCUGGCCCGAUUCUCAGUAGGGCUAGUACCCACCCUACCAGGAAGCACUGUACUGGCCUGGGUCCUGACUCCCUGGCACUUUGAUAAGUGCAUGGGGUAGGCACACCCUUCUCUGGACUUCACUUUGUAUCCAGUAGGCACAGACAUGUUAGAGAAGUUAUCUUCUACCCUUGAGAAAGCCACAUUAAGCACAUAUCUUAACACUGUGUUACACAGCAACUUAAAAGUAUUUAUUGUGUCCUACUGCCUGGAAGAAUGUAUUUAUGUACUGAAUCACACAAAGCUGUGACAAUGAAGGACAGACCUGAGGCUCAUUACCUUUUUCCAGCCUACCUCACCAAAGACUGUGAGGGGUGAGAUCUGGAAAGAGAGGGAGAGAUGCCUCCAGUCUUGGGGCUCCUCUUGAAGGUGGCAGGGGAGGCUUUUACUAACGAGGAAGGCUACAGGUGUCUUUCAGCAGAC
Messenger RNA from Alexandromys fortis (reed vole), 2677 nucleotides. RefSeq names its product erythroferrone (gene Erfe). The coding region runs from base 1 to 1029 and encodes 342 amino acids. Gene Ontology annotation, molecular function: hormone activity. The transcript has 8 exons. The record is from RefSeq and is a predicted model, not a curated record. Lineage: Eukaryota; Metazoa; Chordata; Mammalia; Rodentia; Cricetidae.